AUGCCGCUUAACGUUACGUCGGCAAAAGCUAUUCUUUUCGACCUUCCGCUCUUUUUCAACUGGCAAAGCACACUUGACGUGCUCAAAGAUCCACCCACUGAGUACGUCGAGAAGGUCCAGCCGCCUGUCGACCUUCUCGCCGGACUGGAUGAUAUAUCUGCUCGCGUCGACGACGGGUCUAUUGCGAGUGAAUACGGCUUCGGCUGGGAGCUGUAUAAGUUGGUGGGAGCUGCUCACGAUGGUCAUUUCGCCUACAUCCUAGAUGUCGUCGGACAGAUUUUCACCUUCAGCCGCCCUCUUCCAUUGGUUUCCGUAUCUGAGGACGGUAGCAAGCUCCCCGCUGUAUUGACGACCGCGCGGCCCCCCGAAUUUUUGGAGGAGCUGAGCCAACAAGGUUCUCUCCAGGACCGCGAUGCUCUGUACAACAACUUGUUUUACAAUCUUGCGCAAAUUAGUCUGCAGUCUGCCGGAUCUGGCACGGGAGGAUUCUCUGGUGGAGGCCGCGGUCGUUUUGCGCCGCCUGGAGCGAACACUACCCUCGAAUUUGCCAACGGCACAACCCUUACCAUUGCGAACACUGCCCGAACAUUACUCAGCUUCGCAAACGUCACCUCGGGCGAGGAUCUGAGGAGGAAAAUCAUUUAUGACGAAGGCUCAACCGUCCCAUCUGUUCGCCCUAACUUGAUCACUCCGGUCUCUCGAGACACCAUUCCAUCAACCCAAGCCAUAGCGCCACCUGGUUAUCCGGCGCCGGUCGUAGCCGGUCCCUCCAACCUCAUCAAUGGUUUCUAUAUCGACGGGACUGGAUACGAGGAUGUGGCGGUACUCCAAGUGCCGAGCUUUAUUAGCUCUUCAUUUGCUGAAGCCCCUUUCCAGGCUGCUUCACAGAACGAUCUGUUCAAGCAGUUAUUCCCAGCAUUGGAUCCGUACGGUGCCAACCGCUUCCGCUAUAAUGAAGCUGUCGAUCUCGUUGGCCAGGCUUUCAGUGGAGUAGCCUCUCAAUACCCUCGAGAAGCUGGGCUGAGGAACAGUACUUUGAGAGCUGUACAGUCUAGUUACUUCGACUACCAUACGGACACGACCGUUGAUGGGAAGCCUUUCGAGUCGUGGUCACAGAAAGUUGGACCGAUCUCAGUGAACGGACAAUAUUACACGGCGCUCUCUCGUUGGAAUCUCACUGACAUCUACAUCCCUUAUCAGGCUGGCAUCAACGUCACGGGCUUUUCCAACCUUACUCGAUGGAAGCCAGAGGAUAUUGUCCUUGUCACCGACGGAUACUGUGCGUCGACUUGUUCUAUCUUUGCGGAGUUGAUGACCCAACAAGGUGGUGUGAAGACCAUUGCAAUGGGCGGUCGAAGCAACGCGAACAAGAUCCAGGCCGUCGGCGGCGUCAAAGGCGCCAACAUCUUCCAAUGGGGUUUCAUCCAGACGUACGCGGCGCAGGCCAAGCAGCUCAAUAACACGCUCCGAACUUCUGCACUGAAAGAGUACGACGUUGGCAAAGCGGUGGGCCGCUCCUAUGCCGACGGCAUUAAUGUCCGUGACGCCGUGCGCCUGGGUGAUGAAUCGGGUAUUGCGCUCCAGUUCAAGUAUGAGGAAGCGAACUGCCGCCUCUACUACACAGCGGAGAUGACGGUGAACGCGGCGGCCAUCUGGAAAGCUGCUGCCAAUGCGCAGUGGAAGGAUUCCUCCAAGUGUAUUGGCAAUGGUGGCUAUUACCCUUCAAAUGCUAAACGUGCUGCUCAAGGCAAAACUACGACAUUGAGCCCUGCUCGGGGCUAUCAAGUGCACGGCGUACAAGCUUUGAGACAGUACGAAGCCCUCGAGGGUAGCUUUUCUGUGGAGACGGAAUACCAGCGCGAUGCCGGCGACGGGUUCAUGCAGCCUUGA
Messenger RNA from Didymosphaeria variabile, 1890 nucleotides. RefSeq lists its product as uncharacterized. Lineage: Eukaryota; Fungi; Ascomycota; Dothideomycetes; Pleosporales; Didymosphaeriaceae. The record is from RefSeq and is a predicted model, not a curated record. The transcript is spliced from 4 exons. Bases 1 to 1890 code for a protein of 629 amino acids.